UGCCGCGCGUGGCCUGGAGACUGAAGCGCGUGUGAUUGAGCGGAAGGUAGAUUUUUCGGUUGGUUGAUUUUCAAAAGGAGCUCCUUUUGACGCUGGGCUUUGAUGAAAAUGAAGAGUGGCUUCGAAAGGGAAGAGGUGGUGGACAUGGCACAUAGAGUCAAAGACACCAUUUUCAAUAGGCUCACUCCACCCAAAUUCCAGCACUUGAAACCUCUUUCUGUAUAUUCAAGGAUGAUCACUUGUGACCCAAAGGCCAGUGUGCAUUGCCCGAAAAUGUUUUGUAAUCCAUUUAUUAAUUUUAAAAUUGAGGUAGUGAAUAAUUGCGCUGCAAAAAGGAAAUUAGAUGAUUCCAGUCCCGAUGAUGGUUAUGAGACUCCAGCAAAAAAGGCCUCUAGUCCAAAGGCUUUGUCCCCAGACGACGGGUGUUUCAUGGAAUAUUGCAGCUCUCCUGCAACACAGGAUUCUGUGUCACCUUUUGCCGUCUCUAAGCCUGCAUUGUUGGAUAAGAAACAAGCUAUUUGGGGUGAAAUAAAAGAAACUGAGAGCUCUCAGCUACACUCUGAGCAUGUGGAACGUGGGUCUUCAACAGAGACAGGUGAUAGUAAGGGGACUGGACCACAAAGUUUGAAGUUUGAGAAGUUCCUCUUAAAUUCGGCACCUGCCUUUGACUGUGAUGUUGACGACAUCUUGUGCCUCAAUCCCUUUGGUAUUUGUACUGCUGGAGGAUUGUCUGAUAAUGUCGAGAGCUGCAAAAGUCCAAGUAGCAACCCAUUUCAAAAAAAGCCAGUCUUAAUUUCCACUGUGGCACACAGACAAGAGUUAGAGAGAGGAGAUGGGCGAGUGGGGAAAGGACAAGAGGAGCUGAAGAAAGUCGUGUGUGAGAAUGUAAGAGAUGUAGAAGAGGACAUAGGUUAUAUCUCCAUGUCCUACAAAAAGGAAUUAGGAAAGGACCCCUCUGAUUCAGUAUGCACUCAGUGCCAUCCAGCUACCUCGAGCCCCAUGUUCAAGAUAGGUGAUGUUAAAGCACCAGAUGAUGAGCGCCAUGCUGAAAGUUCUUCUAAGACAGAUUGUCAUAAACAAGCUGCUUUGUCCGGACAGCACGUUUCCUUUACAGUCAGUGAUUCGUGUCUUGUUGUAAGUGAUCCGCUGUUGGAGUCUGUGAACUCGCCUGUGGAGCUUUUAGAUGGAGAUGUUGAAGAGGAGUGGAAUAUUGGCCCCCCACGUUUGAAUCCUCAGUGUGUCACAGUGUCACAGUGAAGUUGAAUGCCGGUAGUGAACCGAGUAGACAUGCGUCAGAGGAGAUGCAGGGAGGUUUGAGUGAGUCUGUUAAUGAGUGUCAGGCCACACUUGGAGAAGACGACACACUAGACACCAGUUAUGAAACUACGUUACCUCUACAAGUACAGGUGAAAUCAGUUGUGGUUGAUCCCAGUCAGCACACCUCCAGCAGUAAACCAGUUACGCCUCCUCUGUCAGAGCACAACGCCAAGCCAAGCCCAAAGGAGAACAGAGGCCUUGUGAGGAGACAAAGGCCGGUGAUCUUCGACAGGGAGGUGGACUGGGAGCGUGAGAAACGGUUGUAUGUCCAUUCGGUCACCAGACACAUAAAUGAGAAAUCAGGAUCAGGCCAAGAUGUCAUGGCUGAGCUGAUGAACCUGAUGACCCAUGUGGCUGACCAGACACCGGACACAAAUGGCAGACAGUGGCAGCAUCCCUCUGACCUCACACGCAGAAACUACCAAAGACGGUUUGGAAACAUGACGCCAACAAUGGCCCUCUGUGAAUGGCAGGCCAAGAAUUUUACAGCACACAAGCGCUUUGCCAAGGUCCCAAAAAUCUUUGAAAGAAGUCCAUUUCCCUAAAUUAGGCGUUGUGGAAUCUUCUUGUGAACAGAUGGCACUUAACUUCUUAAGAGAUCUUAAGUUGUACCAGGUAUGAAGUGGGCCUCAGAUCAAUGUUUGCACUAGUUUUGCUUAGUUGAAUUUGUGGUGUUUAUUUUUGGUUUGUCAGUUUGAGUGUUCCUCUGUAUUUUUCUUUUGAACUAUGCAUGUAUGUGUAUAUAAAAAUUAAUGCAUGUUUUGGUGUUAUAAUACUGACCUUUAGUGCGUUGUCUUUUUACUGUAAGAACUAUGCCUGUUUUAAUGUGAAUAUAAGUAUGUCUUGUACUUCCAAGUUUAACAUUUGUACUUUUUGUUGUGAGUGCCAGCGUAUUCCCUGCUCAUGGUUUACUUCCUCUGGAUAUGAUGCAAACAGUCCAGACCUAUACUGACAUGUUUCUCAACUGUUCCUGUUAAUUUCUUUCCUCUUAUACAUACAAUAGCCUCCCAUCAGUUUUUGUGGAUGAUCCUUCAAAUGACAGCAGCUAGCAGAAUAGAAAAUGAUAAAUGUAUAAGUUUAGGAGGCAUGUUGGAUUACAUUGUAUCAAGUGUUCCUGUUACGUUGUCCACCCUUGUACAUCAAGCCUCAUGUGUGGAUCAGAUGGGAGAUGUUGGUUUAAGGUGUAGUGCAGGGCAAAGCUGAGUAGAUGAUUAUGAAAGUCUGGAAAUGUUUACCAAGAGGUUUUAGUCCAGUCAUUCAUACAAACCUCUAGAGAUUUAUGUAAGCAGGCAUUUCUGCAUGUUUAACUCAAGACUGAGGAAACAAACAAAUAUUGGAUUACUUCUUUUUACAACAUGACAUUCAGCAUAUCUUUGAAUUUAUAAUGUGAUAUAAUGUUUUAGGCAGGCAGAAUUUGUUUAAGUUUUGUGCUCCAUACAUUGGCAUGGUGUUAGAUGGAAGUGUUUAUUAAGGUCAGUGCACCCAUAUCAUAUGAGCAUUUUUCAACCAUACCCUAAGUUGUAAUGGGGGAAUGUGUCCGUUAAUAAUGUCCUGGCUAAUAUGGAUUUUCUCAGACCACUGGCCAUUUUUAACAACUUUUAUUAUAUCUAAUAAAAUAGGAAAUCUGUUCACAACAAAGUCUGUCAAUUAUCCAUAACAAUCCAGAAACCCUGCUUUUCAGGUUUUCAAAAGUAAUUUUGUGAGGACCACAAACAAAAUUCCUUUGUACCUUCUUUUUGGGGUGUCAGCAGAAGUUUUAGUUGUGGAUAUUUAAAAACCUGCCACUAAUGUAAACACUACCACUAGGGGUUAAAUGGUCAAAUGUUUUUAGUGAUUUGUGUGAACUGACCUUUUUAAUUAUAGAGCAGCAGUGACCACAAUGUACACCCAGCUUUGGUUAAACCCAUUGUAAGAAAAGUGUAAGUGCCACUGAGUGGAGAACUCUGUCCAUGGAGUCAGAGCAGGGCUGUUUGUGUGAGAGCGAGGCAGUGCUGUUGAUGAAGUACUCAAAAAUAAAGCCCACUCUGUUCAAUUUA
Molecule: messenger RNA, 3353 nt
Organism: Micropterus salmoides (largemouth bass)
Lineage: Eukaryota; Metazoa; Chordata; Actinopteri; Centrarchiformes; Centrarchidae
Product: S100P-binding protein-like
Exons: 7
Coding region: 1302-1862 (186 amino acids)
Molecular function (GO): calcium-dependent protein binding
Source: RefSeq, a predicted model, not a curated record